This is a messenger RNA of Choloepus didactylus (southern two-toed sloth), 2393 nucleotides long. RefSeq names its product E2F transcription factor 1 (gene E2F1). Gene Ontology annotation, biological process: regulation of transcription by RNA polymerase II; G1/S transition of mitotic cell cycle. The record is from RefSeq and is a predicted model, not a curated record. Gene Ontology annotation, molecular function: RNA polymerase II cis-regulatory region sequence-specific DNA binding; DNA-binding transcription factor activity, RNA polymerase II-specific; protein dimerization activity. Lineage: Eukaryota; Metazoa; Chordata; Mammalia; Pilosa; Megalonychidae. Gene Ontology annotation, cellular component: Rb-E2F complex.
CGGGCCGUGAGCGCCAUGGCCGUGGCCGGGGCCCCCGCGGGCGGCCCAAGCGCGCCGGCGCUGGAGGCCCUCCUCGGGGCGGGCGCGCUGCGGCUGCUCGACUCCUCGCAGAUCGUCAUCAUCUCCGCAGCGCAGGACGCCAGCGCCCCGCCAGCCCCUGCCGGCCCCUCCGCCCCCGCCGCGGGCGCCAGCGACGCUGACCUGCUGCUCUUCGCCACGCCGCAGGCGCUCCGGCCCACACCCAGCGCGCCGCGCCCCGCGCUCGGCCGCCCGCCGGUGAAGCGGAGGCUGGACCUGGAAACUGACCACCAGUACCUGGCUGAGAGCAGCAGGCCAGGCCGGGGCAGGGGCCGCCACUCGGGGAAAGGUGUGAAGUCCCCGGGUGAGAAGUCCCGCUAUGAGACCUCGCUGAAUCUGACCACCAAGCGCUUCCUGGAGCUGCUGAGCCACUCAGCUGAUGGUGUUGUCGACCUGAAUUGGGCAGCUGAGGUGCUGAAGGUGCAGAAACGGCGCAUCUAUGACAUCACCAACGUCCUUGAGGGCAUCCAUCUUAUUGCCAAGAAGUCCAAGAACCACAUCCAGUGGCUGGGCAGCCGCGCAACAGUGGGGAUCGGCGGGCGGCUUGAAGGGCUAACCCAGGACCUCCAGCACCUGCAGGAGAGUGAGCAGCAGCUGGACCACCUGAUCCACAUCUGUACCACGCAGCUGCAGUUGCUCUCCGAAGAUGCCGACAGCCAGCGUCUGGCCUAUGUGACCUGCCAGGACCUGCGCAGCAUUGCAGACCCUGCAGAGCAGAUGGUCAUGGUGGUCAAGGCUCCUCCCGAGACCCAGCUCCAAGCCGUGGACUCCCUGGAGACCUUUCAGAUCUCCCUCAAGAGUAAACAAGGGCCCAUUGAUGUUUUCCUGUGCCCUGAGGAGAGUGCAGGUGGGAUCAGUCCUGAGAAUACCCCACCCCAGGGGGCAGCUUCUGCUGAGGAGGAGGACAGGGUGACUGCCGCUGCCACCACAGUGCCACCACCAUUACCUCCCCCUUCACCUCCUGCUGCGGAUCCUGGCCAGUCCCUGCUCAGCCUGGAGCAAGAACCGCUGCUGUCACGCAUGGGUGCCCCCAUGGAGGAGGACCACCUAUCCCCGCUGGUGGCAGCCGACUCACUCCUGGAGCAUGUGCGGGAGGACUUCUCCAACCUCCUCCCUGAGGAGUUCAUCAGCCUGUCCCCCCCCCACGAGGCCCUUGACUACCACUUUGGCCUCGAAGAGGGCGAGGGCAUCAGAGACCUCUUCGACUGUGACUUUGGGGACCUGGCUCCUCUGGAUUUCUGAUGGGGAAUUGGGGGGCCAGGGUCUCCCAAGAUGCCCACCCUAUCUCUGCAGCCUUGGAGCCCCCUGAUUCUGGCUGUCCUCCCAGCCUGAUUGGAAACAUUUAAUUUAUACCCCUCUUCCCUAGUUCCAGAAGCUUGAGCUCUGGGGUCUGGUUACUGCCUGGAGGCUGAGUGAGCCAGGAAGGAAAGGAUCCUGUGUUUGUGGUGUGUUUGUGCUUGCAGCCAAUGUGUGUGUACAUGGGGCGGGUGUGGUGUGUGCCUCUGGCAGAGGUGCCAGGCAGCAAUGUUGACGUGAGGUGGGGGUAUGUGUGAGUGUGUGUAUGCAUGUACCGGGGAAUGAAGGUGAACAUGUGUGUGUGCACUAAACACGCCCCAGUGUAUCCACAUAUGUGUGCAUGAGUUCAUGUGUGCGCGUGGUGGGGGCCCUAACUGCACUUUCGGUCUCCUUGCUCCGGGGUCCCAGGAGGCCCAGGGUGGCCCCUGCCCCCAGAAGCCUGCAAGCUGAGCAGGUCAGGUGGGGAGGUCUUGGCGGGCUUGGUUUGCAGGACAGUGAGAGCACUUCUGUUGUCUUAAAGUUUUUUCUGAAACUCGAAGCUUUAAUGGAGCGUUAUUUAUUUAUAGAGGUCUCUUUGGCAAGCCUGGGGCACCAGCAAAGGGUAGGAGGGAUGUGGGGCUAGUGCCCUAACUCCCAUUACCUCUGAGUGAGGGCAGGGGUCCUGAAGCUGUUCUUUCACCUUGCCCUGAAGGAGCUGAGGCCUAAGUGGUUUUAUUUAUUGGGAAAGUUAAGGGAGGGAAACUGACUGACUGACUGACAGCCAUGGAUGGAUGGAGGGAUCCCUCCCUAGGGGGUCACUGCAGGGCCCCAGCUGUCCCCUAGGCUGGGUGUGAGAUGGGAGAGGUGAGUGGGGGGCCUUCACUGACAAGUGGGCAGGAGGGGUGGGUAAAGGGCUCUCCCAGCCCAGAUGGCAGGGGCCCCUCCCCCACUUCUUGUUCUGCCUCAGUCCCCAAUCUGCACUUUGAUUUGCCUUCCUAACAGUUCUGUUCCCUCCUGCUUUGGUUUUAAUAAAUAUUUUG